AUGUCCAAACGCGCUGCAAGCCCAUCCUUGGACGAGCCCAAUGCGAAAUGUACCAGAAAUCAAAUAUCACCUUUAUCUGAUGGAGACGAGUCACCUCAAGUGGAUGACAAUGAGGUGAUAGUACUUGACAAGGCGCAGGUCACAGAGUCCAGUUCAUCCCGCGUGCACCCAUCAUCCCCAUCCUGUCUCCAAGAUACACCAGCCUCGCAGGAUACUGUGGCUUGGGAUGUCUCGGAACACUUCCUUACAACCAAUCUAACCUGCAGGAACAUGGAAGCCGAGUUCCACAUGUAUCUCGGUCAUCAUCAUGACCCAUCAGACUGGAUGGAGGCGAGACAAGCCCUGUUCUCGGGCGACGGCGACAAUGAACUCUCCCUAUCAAAUUUGCUUGCUGUUAAGCGCAAGCACAUCAACAAAGUACAGUCUACUCCAAGCUCCAGCUCAAAAUCAUGCUCUCGUCCAUCACACAAAUCAAAGAAUCCCUUUAUAGACUUUGAGCCUGGGCAGGCCAAAGUCAUGCAUCUCCCAUCAAGAAAACACACACUCUCUGAUGCAGUCGCCAGGAUUGAGGAGAGCAUCAACCACAGCGGCAGCAUCUAUGCUCAACGGAUGUAUGUAUUUACUGUGAAUGUAUUCAUCAGGCAAUUCAUCACCGAGCAUCCCGAGAACCGAGGGCUUGAGAUUAUAAUAUCACCAUGGAUUCCCUCACACAUCUACAUAACCUCUGACAGUCCCCGCACGAUUCUUUCGACGUUCCCUGAACAAUAUCAAUCAUCAAUCAAGAAAUGGGAUGUAGUGAAAGAGGACAAACAGGAGGCAGUGAACAUGCUGCGGCUGCAGUUCCCAUACCCUGCCUGGCUCAGGAUCAAGCGGGGUAAGUAUAGGGAUGCUAUUACAUACCUAUUUGAGUGCGAACAAUCCAAUAACUUUGUCACCGUGCUCAUCCCACCCAGGGACUUCCCCUACAUCAUGCCAAAGGGAUCCAUUGCACUCUUUGACCCUUCACGCCUUCCAACCAGAAUUUCCCCAUUGGAAAUCCUUCGUAAAGGAGAAAUCUACACCAUCCUUGCAACACAUCAUUCCUUCAGCGGUUCAGUCACCGUGGAAUUCGAUUUGGAUGGUUGCCAAAAACAAAUAAAAGCCACGCUUGCUGAAAUAGUGCAGGUCUUCGAUGUUGGGGAUGAAAUUAGGGUUGUCGUAGGAGUUUAUUCAGGGGUGGAAGGGCACAUCAUGCUCAAGUACGACGAAAACUUUACCAUUUGCCAGUCCAGCACGCAAGAAGAGAUCAAAGUCUCCAAGUAUUACUUGGACCAUCGCCCUAUAAAUUGCACUCUGCAAGGCACUUCAGCAGCUGCCCAAUAUGUCGACCCUCCAGAGGAGGCCAAGUCUAUAGAGAUUGGCGACUGCAUUAGGGUCACCAUUGGAGACUUGAUCGGUAGAAGCGGGCUGGCGUUGUGGGUCUCAGGAGAAUUUGUGUGGUUCCAGGACAACAACGACCAGGCACUUGGCCAAUUACCCUCCCUGGAAACCAACCCAACACCUUAA
This is a messenger RNA of Suillus clintonianus, 1545 nucleotides long. RefSeq lists its product as uncharacterized. The record is from RefSeq and is a predicted model, not a curated record. Bases 1 to 1545 code for a protein of 514 amino acids. Lineage: Eukaryota; Fungi; Basidiomycota; Agaricomycetes; Boletales; Suillaceae. The transcript has 8 exons.